Durusdinium trenchii is the source of this 2027-nucleotide messenger RNA. The record is from the annotation of a GenBank genome assembly. NCBI's taxonomy places the organism in Eukaryota, Dinophyceae, Suessiales, Symbiodiniaceae.
AUGGGUGCCGAGUGUAGCACUGUGACAGUGAACAAAGUGGAGCCUGACCUUUGCUGGAGCCGUCAUUCAGGCGAAGCAGCAAACUCCGGAAGGAAACGUGAAGAUUUCAAGAUGAGCAGAUUGAGCAGAAUGGAAACUACGGCAGACAUCACCAACUCGGGAUUUAUUCCCGAUGCAAGAACUCCCUCGGUGCAUGUCAUCCUGCCGCGAAGUAACAUCAAGGCGAAGACAAUGCCUGCUGCCUUUGGAACUUGCGCUGAGUCCUUUGGGGCCACUCUCCCCUUUGGAGCUGGCUCAGGCCAACAUGAUGCAAGCCUUUUUCCGAGCUCUGUCAGCACAAGCCUCGCAAGCACUCGGGCCAGUUCCUUGGAAGAUGAAGGAAAUUUGAGGCAAGCAUGCUCAAUGUCCAUGAGCAGCCAGUUGAGCCAAAUGUGCCGGGUGAAUCCCGCUGAUGUGAUCCUGAAGAAGGAACUCUGCACCACAUGCAAGAGCACGGUGUCCAUUGCGAGCUGGCAAGGGCGAUUUGUGGCUGCAAAGCAAUUGAAGAUGGACACGCAGUGUAGCCAGGAGGAGAAUGAGCUGAAGAUGAAGGAUUUGAUGAAUGAAAUUCAAGUUCUCAGCGAGCUCAGUCAUCCAUGCCUGGUUCAACUCAUUGGCGCAAGCAUUGACGUCAGGUCGCCAAUUCUGCUCACAGAAUUGAUGGAGAACCAAGAUGUUGAGACCUACAUGCUCAAGCAACGUAUCGCUUCCGUGGAUGGAUUCUGGAAGCCACGAUUUGCUUUGGCAAUGCGUUGGGCUUUGUCCACUGGUGCAGCCCUGGCUUAUUUGCAUGGCCGAGAGCACCCGAUCAUCCACAGGGACUUGAAGCCGUUGAAUAUGUUCCUGACAAAGGAUUUGGAGGUGAAGAUUGGUGAUUUCGGUUUGGCAAAGGUGAUGCCAUCGAGGCUGUAUGCAUGUACAGAUCAAGCACCGAAGAUGUCUGGAGGUGUUGGUACCUGGAGGUACAUGGCUCCGGAGGUUGUUCGGUAUGAACAGUAUGACGAGAAAGUGGACAUCUAUGCUUUCAGCUUGAUUAUUUACUUCAUUUUUUCAGGAAGGCAGCCUUUCUACUCGUUCGGAAAGGACCCUAGAAUGAUUUUGCGCGCGUACCGAGCAGGUGAGGAGCCUCGACCCUCGUUGAACUCUUCCGUGGGAACACGGGAGCUCCGUCACUUCCUGUCUGAGGCAUGGCAUGUAAAUGCCUAUGACAGGCCCUCAGCGCAGGAGUGUGUUCAGAGGCUCUCCGUCAUGGAACCGCCAAGCCUGAGGAAGACUAUGAAAGACUUGGCAUCGAUGUUGAAGAACAAGUCGAAGAGAGCUCGUCUUAUAAAUAUUGUUGACCCACGACCGCAUAUGCUAUGCACAGAGCUAUGGUGAAGACCAACAGGUGCAACAUGUUGACCGAGAUGAGAUGAGAUGAGAUGUAGUUUAGUCGGGACAGUGAGUCAUCAGAUCCAUCGCAAGAUGCAACACAAAACCUGCAAACACCUGCCUAGCAGAUUCACCACAGCAUGGCAAUGCGAAGAUACCAUUCGUACUGGAAUGGCGCUCAAUUUUCAGUGCGUUUUUUUCUGCAUUUUUGCAUCCGCGUGAGCGAAAACUGCGGUAGCCACUCAGUCAUGGUGGUCUAUUUGUAAAGUGCCAGAGGCAAGAUGCGGCAGGAUCGCGGACUGAUGAGUUGCAUCCUGCAACCUUUUUGCUUCGGCUCCACCAAAGCAGUGACUGUGGGCUUCCAAGUGUUCAAUUCGACCCUAUGUGAAGCCCGGGUUGUGUACCGGACUUGGGCACAGUGAAUUUCUGCACCUCACUCUUCCCAGUCUGCUUGCGAAAGCAACUUGCAAGUAGCAUGAAAGUGACCAAGCAAAGCCAGCAUACCCAGCCCACCUUCGAAUCCCCUUCGGGGGACCUGUAUAGAUGUGUUGGCGGCUUGCGGAAGCGAACCUCCCGGUUUCUCGGUCUUUCCGAUCGGGCACUUGGGACCCAUGAGC